Messenger RNA from Jaminaea rosea, 879 nucleotides. RefSeq lists its product as hypothetical. Lineage: Eukaryota; Fungi; Basidiomycota; Exobasidiomycetes; Microstromatales. The coding region runs from base 141 to 635 and encodes 164 amino acids. The record is from RefSeq and is a predicted model, not a curated record. The transcript has a single exon.
CUUGGCCACUCGGCGGAUGUGCCCCCAGAUCCAAGAAUAGUCACGCGUUGAGUUGUCCCGUCGCACCGCGAAGGCACGCCGAGUCGCCAUCGAUUGCACUGAAGCCCCUCUGUGAGCAGAGAGGCAUCCUCCACCGCCUGAUGCUGCGUGACCUGCGACCGAAGUCGAAGGACGCACCGCAUCGGAUCCCCACUGAGCAUAAGACAUGCCGGAGCAGUCAAAGCCGCGUGUGGGACUGCACGAGAAAAGACGAGGCCGAUGUUGGAAGAAAGCCGAAGAGUAUUGGACCCGGAGUGCUUGGAGACAAGCUUGACACCCAUCUUCGCCGGACUUCACUGCUGAGCAACGAGAGCCUUCAAGUUUCGGCGGCUAUCGAUCUCGAUCCCAAGAUUGCCAGAGGUGGGACAGCACGACCUGUGCACCCGAAGGAGCAGGCAGAGAGCGUGAGGCCUGACGCGCUUGUAGAUGAGGAGGGCAUUCCAAUCUCCCCCCUGCGACCGAAGAAUGAAGCUGCAAGAGCCCUGUACCGCGGUACGAGCAGGGAAAUGCCAACACGACGAUGCUCCAGUCUCCGGCACAAAGCGCGUAACGAGGGGGAAGAACAGGAGGAUGGAGCAGAGAAGCCUCGCCUAUGAUUCGCCUCUUCCUUUAACCCUCCCAACUCCCUCCGGAAGAAGAGAGCCGGCACGGGCUGGCAUCUUGAGCGGCGGCACGAAAGGCUUUCCCUCACUCUCUAAUCCUCUUAUUCCUCUCCGCCCCACGCUGUGCCGUCCUUGACGUAGAGAGCAUGGACGCGUCGACGAUGCCUUGCUCACAUCCACGAGAGCUCCUGUGACCUCGAUCCUCGAACCGCAUAAGUGGGGGGAGAGACUUUCUGUU